Lichtheimia ornata is the source of this 498-nucleotide messenger RNA. RefSeq lists its product as uncharacterized. Gene Ontology annotation, molecular function: structural molecule activity. The record is from RefSeq and is a predicted model, not a curated record. The transcript has a single exon. The coding region runs from base 1 to 498 and encodes 165 amino acids. NCBI's taxonomy places the organism in Eukaryota, Fungi, Mucoromycota, Mucoromycetes, Mucorales, Lichtheimiaceae.
AUGUACCGCGACUGGAAUAAACGCGCUCAAGCUGCCAGUGGAAAUCUCAAGUGGUAUCGUCUCCAAGAACUUGUAGCUUACAUCCAUGGCUUACGAGAGUACAUUAUAAAUUCUAUUGGGAAGCGAUCGGAAGCAUACACAUACAAGCUGCAACCUGUUUCUUGUCCAGCUACGCGCAUCAGCCGUUUUCCAGAGAAUGAAAUGUACGUUUGCGAAGGUGUUGGUGACUGGUGUCGACAAAUAGACCAAUUGCUGCUACUGGUGAGCAUUCUCCUUCAUCCCAAUAAGCUCGACCGUGAAUACUUCAACCUGAAAACAAAAGGGGACGCUGAAAUGGCAUUCUUGGAUUCCGUAUCCCGCUUGCUGCAUGAAGUCGAGGCGCUAAAUAAUGUCAUUGAUCGCUCAACCUUUGAAUCCCGAUACAACCUGAAAUGGAUCAACAAUGGUCAACCAUCAUCACCACCACCAAAAUCUCACGAAUCGAUUGAAGAGGAUUGA